AUGCCGAGCUGCAGAGAUCUUUUUAAGUUCUCGGCCACGCAUAAGGAGGACGUGGAUUUUCGGUACAGUUUGGGCGAAGCGAUCGAGCAGGGCGUGCUGUCUGACUAUGACUUGACGGUGCCCGUGACGACCGAAGGCCAUCCAUACAUCUGCCUCGCGAACUUGCUUCUGUCGCAGGCUGGGCGCUUUCGCCGUGUGCUGGCGUACUGCAACUCCAUUGCGAAAGCCAGGCGAUUCCAGCAGGUGUUGGAGACCAUCGGCCUAGCGGCGUGGCACAUAAACGGGGAAACCAGCAGUAAAGAGCGAGAGCGGGUGAUGAACGAGUUCUCGGGUGACCUGCAGACGCCCGUGCAUGUGCUGGUAACUGUCCAGGUCCUCGGCGAGGGCGUUAACAUUCCGUUUGCCGACACCUGCAUGUUUGUGGAGCCACGCAGUAGCUAUGUCAGCAUCGUUCAAGCAAUCGGUCGUGUACUGCGGCCUCAUCCGUCGAAGCCCAUGGCUCACAUCGUGUUGCCUGCGAUUGCACUGCCGGCGACGACGAACAGAGCUGCAAUGGCUCCGCCUGGUUUCAGCCAUCUGACAGGGGGUGCCCAGUCCGUAGCUGGCACGGCGGGCGCCGUGGAGCAUGUCCAGUCCCCGGAAUCAGAUGGCAUGCAGCCGGACCAUCACGGCAGUGUUGACGCGCCACUUGUUCUGGCAGCCUUGGGUGCCGCAGCCAGGAACGGCGCCAAGAACUCUCGCGGUCGUCAGCUGACCAACCAACCGCAGGAAACAGCAACGCACGAUGGCAGUGAUGGGGUGCCCGCUGCUGCGUUGGAAGCGUCCAGCGGAACUUCCCGCCUACGGACGAACGCGAACGACCACCACGAGACAGAGCGUGUCCGAUGCCAAUCGUGGCUACCGCAGCAAGACGACUUGGGCAGCUUGAGUGCAUCUGCAGCACGGAUACCUGAAAGCACGACGGCCUUAGAGGCCGCGGGCAAGAUGAUGAAGCCGACGAAGGCUUCAUGGGAUGCUGCAGCAGGGGGCAGGUUUGGAGGAGCCCGAAGACCAAGCGCCCCUGCGCAGAACAACCUAAUAGAAAGAGGAGCAGGGCCUGCGUCUGCAGGGCUCCGAGCUGAGGGUCGCAGGGAUCCUAGUCCUAGUGGGCCGAGGGCGAUGACUGACCGCCGGUGGUCGAAUGAUGAAGAGGCUGGGCUUCAAACUCAUCCUGCACAGCCUACAUCUGUGACGCCGCCCGCCACAGUCUCUCAGCAGGAGGUACUCCUCAUGCAGAUGGGAAGUGCUUCACGGCAGCUGCCUGUGGCAAGUGCUACUGCCUUGCAGGCUGUGCCCGGCAACAAGCCUGCCGAAGUGGUGCCUCGACAGCAUGGCACCGGUCCGGAACCGUCCGUGGAAUUAGAAGAGAAUUCGAGAAGUUUGCCGCACCGUCGAGCCUCCAAGCUGAAGGCGAAGCGUGGAGAUGUCGCUGAGAUGUUUGGAAACGGCCAUGCAGACCAGCUGGACCGAUUUUUAGAGGCGAUAGCUCAGGCGGACAGUCGGUUUGCCAACAAGGACAUCACGGUGUUGCAGUCUCGUCUUUGGGUGACGGACUGCAGGCUGCAGCAGCCAGCCAUGCCGCAGCUACUUGCUCGAGAUGUGCUGUACCAGCUUGCAUUGAUCCUGCAGCAGCGCGAUGCAUUCGAUCUGCGCUUGCAAGCGGUCGAGAAGUUCGACCAAGCUCACGGAAGGCUGCCGAGGCAGCGAGGCAAGCAGCUUGAGGAGAGAACUCUGGGACACUGGCUGCACAAUGUUGGCUGCAGGCAGAAGCAGCAGAAGCUCCCAGCCGAAAGGAUGCAGAUGCUGGUGAACUCGUCAUGUAGCAGGCUGAGAGCCCGAGCUGCAACGUGGCUGGAGCCAGAUGCGCAUUUCAAGCCAUGGUUGGAGGAGUUGCGGCAGUUCGUUCAUCUGCAUCACCGCAUGCCCGACUACAGCAAGGCACGUCCAAGAGCCGAGCAGCGAUUGAUCAGAAGCGUGCGGAAACUUGUGGAUCCUACCCGCAGGAACAUCGCGAGCCGCCUGCAGCUGUUGGAGAAAGCCGGCCCAAUCGUUGCGGAUUGGGUGAAGUCCAGGCGAACAAGGAAGGUCCGAGUCAACGAGGUGCGGUGGAAUCGCCAGUGCGACAGGCUCGUGAGAUUCGUGGAGGUGAAUGCAAAGCUGCCACAACAAAGGUUCGAACGAGGUCUCUAUAAUUGGUUAUGCCUACAGCGGGGACAGCUGAAUCGCCUCCCGGACCCACUCCAGGCAAAGUUGCUUGACGGUCAUCCAUUAAUCGCAGCUUUCCUGCAGAGCUGA
This is a messenger RNA of Symbiodinium sp. CCMP2456, 2334 nucleotides long. Lineage: Eukaryota; Dinophyceae; Suessiales; Symbiodiniaceae. The record is from the annotation of a GenBank genome assembly.